Molecule: messenger RNA, 1101 nt
Organism: Puma concolor (puma)
Lineage: Eukaryota; Metazoa; Chordata; Mammalia; Carnivora; Felidae
Gene: ACTL8
Product: actin like 8
Source: RefSeq, a predicted model, not a curated record
AUGGCCGCGAGAACCAUUAUCAUCGACCACGGGUCUGGCUUUCUGAAGGCUGGCUUGUCUGGGUGGAAUGAGCCCCAGAUGGUCUUCCCGAGCAUCGUGAACUACAUCCCGUGCAGGGAGAACCCCGGCCCCAGCUAUGCCCGAAGGCGCGUGAGUCUGGGCAUCGACAUUUGCCACCCUGAUACCUUCAGCUACCCCAUCCAGCGUGGCCGCGUCCUCAACUGGGAAGGCGUGGAGCACAUCUGGUCAUUUGUCCUGGAGAAACACAGGCGGGAGCAUGAGGACUCCCCCGUGAUGGUCACAGAGUGCCCUCUGAGGGAGCCCGCGGACCGACAGAAGACCCUGGAGAUUAUGUUUGAGUUACUGGAUGUGCCGUCCGUACUCCUGGCCGACCAGCUGGAGAUGUCCCUGUACGCCUCGGGCCUCCUGACCGGCGUGGUGGUCGAUUCCGGCUACGGCCUGACCCGCGUGCAGCCCUUCCAUCUGGGCCGCCCCUUACAGCCCGGCGGCAAGACGCUGGAGUUCGCGGGCCAGGAUCUGGCGGCCUAUCUCUUCAAGAGCCUCUUUAAGGAGGAUUGCAAUCUCCACAACCUGUUUCAGCUGGAAACGGUGGCCACCACGCAGAUGAGCAAGUGCUAUGUGCCGCAGAACCUGGGGGAGGCGCUCGACUUCCGCCAGAGCCUGCCGAGCGGCUCGGACGACAGCAACGCCUACCAGCUCCCCGACGGCACCCGCGUGGAGCUGACCCCCAUGCAGCGGCUGGCCCCCGAGAUGUUCUUCAGCCCCCAGGUGUUCGACCUGCAAGGGCCGGGCAUCUCCCAGGCCGUGGUGGAUGCCAUCCUGGCCUGCGAGGCCUCCAUGCACCCGCUGCUCACCUCCCACGUGAUGGCCUGCGGGGGCAACACCCUGUACCCCGGCUUCACCAAGCGCCUGUACAAGGAGCUGAUGGCAGAUCAUUUCUCCUCCUCCAAGGCCACCAUGUGGGUGGGUUCCAACAGAAACUUCAGCGUCUGGCUGGGAGCGUCCGUGGUGGCCCAUCUGUCUACCUACAGGUCCGAGUGGAUGACCAAGGAGGACUAUGAGGAGAGUCUCAGGCUGUGA